CAGGAGAGCGAGAUAAAUUGGAUCAACCAGUAGUUAGACACCAAACGGCCACCAGUCUCUGGGUAUUGUUCUGGCUUUGGUUUCUUGAUUCGUAAUUCUGAGGCUUGACCGAAAGACCAGAUGAUUACAAGUUCAAAUCUCAACAUUAAACAUCAAAAACGUUAAAUUCAUUAAAAAUAGUAAUUUAAAAAAUUGUUUUCAUUAAGGAGCACAAUCUCGCUGUCACUUUGCGGUAGAAACCGAACUGUUCACUAUUUUUCACUGUACCUCGGUACAUGUUACAAUAAUAAAUCUAUUUAUCAACCACCCGUACACGAGUUUGCUGACACCUUCUAACUACACUCUGUAGUGGCUCAGCAAGCCAUUCCGCUGUGAUUAGGGGACAGGCAAUGACGCCACUUUCACCAGCAACGCCCACAUCCCGUGUAUGAAAUCCGGAGUUAAUCUUGGAAAAUGUAUCUCCGGAUCUCCUGCCUCUGAAUCACCAGCGGCGCGGAUGCUGGCAGGUAAAUAGUCUGCGGUCGUUUAUCUCCAACAGCUUUGCACGGUUGGUCAGCUUCCUUGACAGCAGUUUGAAUGAUGGCGUGAACACACUUUCAAUCUUUCUCUUGCGCGUCUUUUUGCCAUUUAACUGAAACUUGCGACCUGCCUCCAACUAGAAACCGGCCACUUCAUUUCCAAGUGAAGUGCAUGCCAAUUAUUCUGCCGGAGUUCCGCGGCUCCCUUCCGAUUACACGCCCGACCUCCACGACUCACCUAGAACUCUGCCUGCGCCGUACGCGGCCACUGAUUGGUUACAAAUGCCCGAGCAGCGAAUGAUUGUCACCGGGUUUGACGAGUGACACGUCGAUCAUAGGGCUGCGAGCCAAUCGCGGUGCAGUGGGGGCGGACCGUACGGGCAGGUGUGCAGCAGUGCGAGGCGAGCGGCGCUGACCCGGUGCGGAGUCCAGGAGUCACUUGCGUGAGUGUUUUAUGAUCCUGGGGCAUGGCUGAAGACUUCAGUCAGGAGGCCGUUUUGGAUUUCCUCCUUCGUCACCGUGGAAAAGUGAGGAAUGUGGAUUUGACCGCUUAUUUCAGACACUUCCUGAGGGACCCCGAGUGGCAGCUGCAGAACCGCGAACAGUUUAAGAAGUUUGUCAACUCGCUGGCCGUGGUGAAGGUGGAAGACGGCGUCAAAUACAUCUUUCUGAAGAAAAGGUACGCGGAAUUCAUCCCCGAAGAGUUUCCCGGUCCGAUCGACGUGGGGAUUGGGCAUCCAAAUAAAAGGGAGAUGGCGAAGCCGAGGGUGGGCAAAUGCAACCCGCCUCUGGGCAGUGGGCAGGUUCUGGGGCCACAGAGUGAAGUCAGAGCCGAGGGAAGGCUUCGGGAACUUGAGGCACCGAAAGGGAGGGGCAGGACCCGCCAAUCGCCCAGUUGCUCAGCCGGUGAGAUUUCGGACGCGUCCCGGGGUGUCGUACAGGCGCGGAAUGACUCGCCCAAAGGAUUGCCCGCUGCGUUGCGAGGUGGAAGGCGCACCUCUGAGGCGAGUCGCUCACUGCCUGAGCCGGCCAGCGAAGUCAACAGAAGGGCCAGUGAGGAUCAACCGGUUCGUCAAAAGGAUCGCACGGCAGUGGUCAACAACCUUGAAGGAUCUGUUGCUUGUAAGAGCGCUAGAAAACACAAAAACAACAGAAAUCCUGCUGCUUCUGUUGUGUGUACAGGUGACACUGCGGGAUUGUUAAAUGGUGAGGGUAAUUGCUGCAACUAUUUCGGCCAACCUGUUUUGGAUUCUUCCACAGCCUCGCCUAUCCUUUCUUAUGCCGCCCCGCCUGUUGCUAAAUAUAAAGGGAGGAAACCUGCUAAUAAAGAACUUCCAAACUGCAAUGCUGAGAUAACUUGUGUAAGAUCCGUCCCCGAAAGCAUACCGUGUAAAUCUGACCAAAAUUCCACUGGGAAUGUUACGGAGAUAAACGCUUCUCGGAGAAUAGAGGGAACUGCAUCUUGUGAUACAAAACUGACCAACCUGUGUAGAGGUUCCUCAUCUUCGAAGUACAGGAGCAAUGCAAAAGUACCACAAGAACUAUUAACUGGUGGUGACGCUCGGGUGCCUGUACCUUCAGAAGAAUGUAUCCCAAAGAACCAGGGAGAGUUGAGUUGUAGGCCACUUGCUGGAAGUGGACAGCCAAUGGGUAAUAGAUGGCAUUCUGAAAAAGAAAGCACAUCACCCAAAAAAUAUGUGUCUCUUAAAGUGACUAAGAGCAAUGAACCUCCUCACAAAAUGCUUUCACUUUCACGAGAAAAUAACCAUCCAACUGUCCCGAAAAUAAUUGAUGCACCUCUGAACGUAAGGGAUCAACCAGCAAGUUCAGCCCAGACCACGAGCCACAGAGAGUGCAAAAAAGAUGAACUCUUAAAAAUUAAAGAGCCAUCUGAGGCAUCUUCAUUAGUUCCACUUGAUUCUAAAGAGCAUCAAUGGAUAGUGAAAACAGCUGCAGGCAUGUUUGAACAAGCAUAUGCCUUAUUCUGUGAAGACCCCAACUUUGGCAUGAAAAAGGAUUUUAUUUCUGGAUAUACGGUACUUCACUGGAUAGCAAAGCAUGGCAACCAUCGCGCACUCACUAGAUUCAUUGGUUGCGCAAGAAAGCAUAAAGUUAAAUUAAAUGUGAACAUUAGAUCUAAUUGUGGGUACACUCCUCUACACAUAGCCACUAUGUAUGGACAACUAAAAGUCAUUCAAUACUUAGUUAACAAAUAUCAUGCAAAUUUUAAUUUAAGGGACCAUAGUGGCAAAAAACCUUGGCAGUACCUGAAUAGUGAUGCUUCUAGGGAUGUGUUCCAGAUGUUGGGUGCUCCUGAAUCUAAACAUGCAAAGCCUUCUCGGAUGAGCAACACAUUCUCAGCUAAGGAUGUCAGUAGGCAAAAAUCAUCUAAUCCUGUUAGUAGAAAAACAUCAUUUUCUGCUCUCCUUAAAUCCCCUCAACUAAUGCAUAAGUUUAUGCACUUGAAUUCUGAUCACUUGCAUGCAAUAAAUGAGGAAGAGGAGACAAAUGAAGACUGAAAUACAGCCAAAUCUAAAUAAUUCAGUUUGGAAAUGAGAAUCUCUGGCUAUGUGCAAUAUUUAACAUGUAUUCAUUAUGAUUGUGUUUUAACAAUUUAAUUUGACUGCAAACCUGUUGUUUCAAAACAACAGAAUUGGGUUUGAUUUUUAAGUUUUAUCUUUAUUGAGUUUAGAACAUGCAACAAUCAUAAGAAACAUUAUUCACUAUUGAAUGGAAUGUAUGGUAAAUUGUGAAAUGGGGUUUUAAAUUACAAAAAAUUAAUUUGAUUUUUAUAAACUAUGUAAAGAUCCCCCAGUUUUCCACCUAAUCUGGUGACUGCAUGCUUGGUUUGUGCUGGGGUGCAAUUGGACAGGUGCUAGGGAUAUCGCCAAUCUUCCUUUAUCUGAAGUCUCUGGUUGUAAAUGUUACUAAUCUAAUUAUGGAGAGCAUGAAUGCUGUUCUGUUCUAAAACUUGUGAAUUUUACAGUUUGAUCCAUGAUGUACUGACCAAGAAAAGUAGGGGAGAGUUUUUGUUUUUCCCCUUUCUUAACUAUCUUCACUUUACUUCGACAGCCCAACUGUUACCUGCAUAAAUUGUGGCAAUUGUGUUUUUUUUUAUUUCUCCCCCUCACUUUGAACACUGAUGGUGUAUGAUUUGUUCACAUCUGUUGUGAUCAGGGUCACCUCAAUUUGCUAAAAUAGCCUUGCUCUAUUUCCUGGUCCUCUCCUUGCCAUCUCUUCCAGCUCCUAUCUGAUGCUGAAAUUCAGCCAUCAUCAAACUCCAUAGCAUGCUGUAGAUGGGAAUCUGAGGUUUCCUAAUAUGUUGGAAGAUGAUAAAUUCCUGGCUGUUUUCCUGAGAAAGUCCAGUCUUUUGGAACUGGGAUAGGUAAAUUGAGGAGGGAAAAUGAGAAUAUUGAGUGUAAAUUGAACUAGAAAGGGGAGAAAUCACAUGAACAGGGAAGGAAGAACCAGUAACCAUUUACUUGUAACAGAUUAUUAAUGUACAUCCAUAAUAGUCUACAGUUUUCUCCAGAAACCUUGGGCAAGUUCUGUCACUUUCUUAUGCAUGCUUCCUGUGGGGUUCUGGUCAGAAGUUGAUGCUGAGAACUUGUUGAUAUAAAAUUUUUUAACUUUGUUAGGGUGUAUUUAUUGAAACCAAAUGCAGGGACACAGAGUGGUUGUAAAAAUGGAAUGCAACAAAAAGGCCAAGACAGAGAAAAUGCAGGUUCUGUGGUGUAGAAAGGUAAACAUUUUUAGUGGCCCAUAUUUUGAUAUCUGCUCAAACACCAUGUGCAAACCAAAUGUCCACAAUACCUUAAUAUUAAAGCAUUUUCAGAUAGUUUAUAAAUAAUAGUCAUGUUGUUCAGGCCCAUUGUUAUCAUUGUCAUGAGGUGCUACAUACUGACACACUGUGAGGUGUCUGGUUGCAGUAGAUUCUGAAAAUGGGAUUUGAGGAGUCUGGCUAGAUGUGUUAAUUGUAAAUUCUUCUGUAAUUUCCUUUUUACCCCACUGAUUUCCUUUCCUUCUCUGCUCUCUUUCCACCCCCCCCCCAAGUGUCUUCUCCAUCCUGAACUGAUCUCCUUUCCUUUUUUUUAAACAAUCUAUUCUUUACUCUCAUGUCUCUGCCCUUUGCAAUGUUAUUUUUUCCCAACUCCAAUCCCACCCUCAAUCUCUCCCAACUCCUGAGCUCUUCCCCACUUGAAUUGUUUUGUCCUUUUUUUAAUCAACAACCACCAUUUAUAAUGCCUCUUAAUUUAGCAAAACAUCCCAAGUUGCUUUGCAGAAGUGUUAGCAAACAAAAGUAGGCGCCUCGCCUAAGGAGAUGACAGCAAUGACCAAAUGUUGUCUCUUUUUUUAAAAGAAAGUAGAGUUUGAGAGAGUUGGGGAGGGAAUUUCAGAGCUUUGAGCCUUGGUAAAUGAAGAAACCUGCUGUUGAUGGAGUAAUUUAAAUUUGCAAAUGAUCAGAGCUCCUUUCCUACUUUCCUAGUUCUCUACCUAUCGACCUGCUUGCUUUCCCUCACUUCAUCCCCCAAACUCCUGUCCUCCUGUAAGUUUGAGUCCACUUUUCCCUGAAACCUCCAGGAAAGCCAGAGGCAGAAUUUUAAUUUAAAAAAAAAUGACUGACCCAGAUUUCUGUAAGAGUUACCAGCUGUAACAUCAGGUGUGCAUGUAUUAUUCUGGUUGGAUAUUCAAGUACCCCAGACACGCGCAGAAACACAGAAGCACAUGCAUUUCAUUCCAGCACCAACAGCUCACCAAUAGAUCUGUUCAGCUGUCUGUAGUAUAUUUCAUGAAAUAGAGGCUCUUAACAAUGUUGCUCACUCACUGAUACAAUCUUGGAGGUUAGCAGGGCUGGUUCCUGGAAAAGGGGACAUGUGGUCACUCUGAACUGGUACAUUCCAGCACUGCCUAUAUUUCUCAACUACAUUGUGCACUAUAAUUUCAUUCUUUAAGAAUAUGUACACAAGCAUUAUGAUUACAUUUUUAAAAUACAUUUGUGUGCAUCAGCACUGUGACUACCUUUCCUGAAUAUACCAGUGUACAUCAACAUCAAGUUGGUGUGACUACACUCCUUCUGGAGCAUAACUAUAUUUCAACACUGCCACACUCCUUGAAUAUGUGUCUACUGUGACUAAACUCCUUGAGCAUAUCUGUGUACAUCAGCACUGUAAACACAUUCCAUGAGCAUCUCUUCUUACAUCAACAGCAUGUCUGUACUCUUUAAGUAAUCUGUUUACUGGAACUGUGACCAAAACCCUUAAAUAUGUUUACCAGCAUUCUGAAUGCAGCUCAGAGUACAGCAAUGUAUACAGACACAAUGGCUACAGUCUUUAUAUUUGUAUACACCUGCACUGUGACUACAAUUGCCAAGUAUAUUUGUACCAGCACUGUAGUUGUAUUCCUUGAUAUAUCUAUGUAUACCAAAAGCAUUGUUUGUACU
Messenger RNA from Pristis pectinata (smalltooth sawfish), 5958 nucleotides. Its product is annotated as ankyrin repeat domain-containing protein SOWAHB-like. Lineage: Eukaryota; Metazoa; Chordata; Chondrichthyes; Rhinopristiformes; Pristidae. The record is from RefSeq and is a predicted model, not a curated record. The transcript has a single exon. Bases 986 to 3037 code for a protein of 683 amino acids. Gene Ontology annotation, molecular function: protein binding.